CCAUUGGAGCUGUCACCAGUGCACGUACACCAACACCAUCGACAACAGCGAGAAAGUGAAGAAGCGAACUGGACGUGCGUGUGCAGACCGCAGGCACGGUAGAAUUCGAUUUUCCGCGUGAAAAAUCCUCCGAACUUGGCUGGUGUGGUGGAAAAUCGCUUGCGGAAGCACGCCUUCGCUCCCUAAUACCUCUGCCGUGUGCCAAAUCGUGUGCGAAAGGAAGAGAAGCAGCUGCAGCAGCCCAACAAACCAUAAAACCAGGGGAAAAACACUCCACGCUGAUGUUGAACGCUGAUUGAAGACGAAAGCGAAACCACAGUGUGCAAUGUGUUGUGUAGUGUGCUGUAGUGUUUCCAGCCCACGCCAGAAGAAUACUACCCGCCGCCCGCAAGACGUCGGCGCUGUUGUUCUGCGUAUGUGACCAUGUGCGUAGUGCGGGAAGGUAGUGAAGGUAGCACAAUAAGAAAAGCAGCCCGUGCGCGCGUGUGAGAUUGUGCGUAGCUACCCGCGUUGGUGUGCUCUGUGAGGGCUGAAGGGCAUUGGAGUGUGUGUGUGUGUGUGUGUGUGUGUGUGUGCGAGAGAGUGGGAAGGAAAAUCAAAAAUCACCGUUUCACUCUCUUCCCUUGUCCGCCUUGCCUGCUGAUGAUAGUGUGAGCUGAAAAGGUAUGGUGGAAAGCAAAAGAAAGCAGCGAAAAUUGAUGCGUAUUUGCCGCGCAUGGUCGCGCACUGGUUGUGUUGGUUGGUUUGGUUGGUGGUACGAUGGUGCGGUGUGAAUCGUGAACCAGCCCCAGCAGCAGCGGUGAGUUUCGUGAGUGAGACGUGAUGUGACGUGAUGUGUGUGUGAGGUGUGCGGAGGCUUAUUCGUGCUGUUCCGUGUUGGUGGUGCGUGUUGAUAACAUCAGUCCACUGUCAGCAGCGCGCGCUUGUGUACACACCCGGCCCAGCCCCGUGCAAGCAAAUGUCGCGUGGGAGAGAGUGAAAAAGUCACAAUAGAAAUACAAACACAAUCCCCACUAAUAUCACAGUGUGCUUAUGAAGUGAAGCUCAUCGUAGCCUACUGGGCUUGGUUUGAUUUUGCUGACCAUCAUCCCCAUUGGUCCCCGGUGCAACAAAUUGGGCGAAGAAAGCAAUUAACAAAACACAGAUACAACGGUGUGUGUGUGUCGCUUCUGUGUAUUUUGUGGACGAUAUUGUUCCGAUAUCAUUUCAUAGUGUCGUUUGCGGAAGUGUCGAUAUGCGUUCGGGCUAGUUUCGCGCACCGCACCUCGCUAACCCGUCCGUCCCCUCCGGACGUGGCGACACUCUCCCACUUCCAAAGUCCCACGGGCGGCUGUGGUGCUUUUUAUUUACAUAGUGCACUGUUUUCCUCCCCGUCAUGGUUGCGGUCAUUGCCGACGUCAUCAUUAGCGGUGUUGUUGGUGUUGUUGCAGGUGGAGCAAACGACGACUCAACCGGCGGCGGAUGAUGCGAACGAUGAUGAAGCGUGUGUGUCUGCUGUGUGUAUGUUUAGUUUUUCAAAAGUGAAUCAGUGGUGAGCACAAUCGGUGGUGAGAGAGCGUGAGAAACGGUUUUCUAUCACGAUGGCGAUAGUGAGAAGCAAUGAGAGCAAGAUGCGCGCAAAUGUGUGCUGCGAGACGUGUGUCUGAGUGUGUGUGUGUGAGUGUGCUCAGAUGCGAGCUUUGCCUAUUGCGAGCAGGGAAGGAAAUGUGCAUCGUGCUUCUGGGAAGGGUGUGUAAGCUGUGACAAGGGUGUGUGUGUGUUAGUGUGUGUGUGGGGGCUGCAGGAGUUGAGACGAGCGGGCGGCGAUCAAAACAUGAUCAUCGUUACACAAUCGACAAUUCCGACAACGAUGCAUCCUUUCCAAGGCAGACUGAACCACCACCAGCAGAACAAGGAGCAGCAUCAACAGCAGCAACAUACUACACCGAGCAGUAAUCGGAAGCAUCUUCCACUCAUGCCCGGGAGCGGCAAGCAGGAACAGCAACACCAGCCGCAACGUCCCUGCAGCUGUUCCGGUCAGCAGCACAUAGCAGCGCGAAACCUGGUCCUGAUCGGCACCAGUAACCCGCCAAACGGAACGAUCCGGCAAACUGCCGCUGAAAGUGUCACGUGCCGAAGGAAGUUGCAUUUCCACAGAACAGCAGUAAAGCAUAGUGCUGCGGGAACAUUGGUAAAGUGAAAUACAGCAAGUAGUGUAAAGCCAUGGAACAGUGUAAUUAUAUCGUCACAAAAAGAACGGUUAAACACAGUGCUGCGUGUUAGGAUAAGAGAAAAAAAAGUUUAAGCGAUCCGCUAACAAUCCGAUCCUCGUCGGUGUAAAAGUGUAAAGUAGCGUUUAGAUGCCGUGUGCUUAGUAGCAACCAUCAAAAGGGUAAAUAAUUAGUAGUAAAAAAGUGUGUAAAAUAGUAAUUGGGUGUGGGACAACGCCCAAACGGCCCCACAGGUUACGACACGCGGUGCGUAACGAGAGCAUCCUCUACCUCUACCCUGCACUGCGUCCAGGAGUGGCAACAUUUACGUCAAUUGUCUGUGUAUUUGCCUUCUGCGCAAUCCCGACGGAACGUUGGCGCGGAAGGUGGAACCAGAAACCAACGGUGGUAGUAGGAGAAGCCCCAUCGACGGGGUAGCAAAGCAAGAAGGUCCCUGCUCCGCUAGGGGGUAGUACUUAAGCAAAACCCUAGUGGACGGCAGCAGCAGCAGCAGCAAUGGCCACUCCGAACUACAAGGAGCUGAAGCUGCAGUCGCCGGCCGGUGCCGAACCGUUCCUGUACAACUUCCCGUUCUCGACGGUGAUGGGCACGGGGCACGAUUCGGGCGCCGAGCUGAUCGAGAACGUGCGCUGGGUGUGCGAGGACAUGCCGGAGAUCAAAUCGGCGAUCGAGGAGAUCGAUCUGAACAACCUGGACACGAACAACUACGAUGCGAUGAAAAACCUGUGCGAUCGGUUCAACCGAGCGAUCGACAGUGUGGCGGCACUGGAAAAGGGAACAUCGCUGUCGAACCAACGGUUUACCUACCCGUCGCGCGGGCUGCUGAAGCACAUCCUGCAGCAGGUAUACAACCAGGCCGUGGUGGAGCCGGAGAAGCUGAACCAGUACGAGCCCUUCUCGCCGGAGGUGUACGGCGAGACGUCGUUCGAUCUGAUCUGCCAGAUGAUCGACCAGGUGAAGAUCACGGCCGACGACGUGUUCGUCGAUCUGGGCUCGGGCGUCGGGCAGGUGGUGCUGCAGAUGGCCGCCUCGACACCGGUGAAGGUGUGCUUCGGCAUAGAGAAAGCGGACGUGCCGUCCAAGUAUGCGGAGGGCAUGAACACAACGUUCAAGCUGUGGAUGCGCUGGUUCGGCAAGAAGUACGGCGACUACGAGCUGAUCAAGGGCGACUUUCUGGCGGACGAGUAUCGGGAGAAGAUCACCUCCGCCACGAUCGUGUUCGUGAACAACUUUGCGUUCGGCCCGAACGUUGACCAUCAGCUGAAGGAGCGGUUUGCCGACCUGCGGGACGGUGCCCGCAUCGUGUCGUCGAAAAGCUUCUGCCCGCUCAACUUCCGCAUCACCGAUCGCAACCUGAGCGACAUCGGUACGAUCAUGCACGUGAGCGAGAUGAGCCCGCUGCGGGGCUCGGUGUCGUGGACGGGCAAGCCGGUGUCGUACUAUCUGCACAUCAUCGACCGGACGAAGCUGGAGCGCUACUUUCAGCGGCUGAAAACGAAGGGCACGGAAAACCAUACGGACGGCACGAGCGGAGGCGGCAGCGGUUCGCACUCGACGCGCUCGUCUCGGUCGCGCAAGGACAACAACACCAACCACCACCAUCACCAUCCGAAGGUGAUCACGAACGACGACAGCACGUCGGAGAGUGACACGGACGUGGUCGGGCCGACGACGCGCAAAGCAUGGUCCGACUGGAACAGCGGCAAGGAGGGUAAGACGAGUCCGUCCGAGGAGGAGAACAACAAUUCGCCGGUCCUGCGGAACGGUCGCAUCCCGGUGGCCACCAAAAAGCGGCGAAAGAUCACCCGCACCAAGGCGGCGGGCAAGAAGGCGGAACUGGCGGCAGCUAGUGCCGCGGCCGCGGCGGCUGCUGCAGCGGCGGCGGCGGCAGCAAACCGGGACAUGGGCGUUGGCACGUCGGCCGCGUCGGCUGCCGCAGCAGCUGCGGCGGCGAUGGCUGGCGGCAAGAAACGGGGCCGCGUUAAGGGCAAGGGACGGCAGCGGCGUCCGCUGAACAUUGCCGGGCUGGAUUUGCUGCACAACGAGACGCUGCUGAGCACGUCGGAACAGAUGAUUGGCAAGCGGUUGCCGCCGGCACCGGGAUGCGUCGACCAGCAGCUUACCUCACUGGCGGGCGAUAUGCAGCACAACGAACUGGACAUUCCGGAGGCCCCGUCGGAGACGCCGUACGCGCUACAGAUACUGCUCGACUUGUACAAGACUCAGUUUAUGAAGACGAUCGAAGCGAUGCGCAAACCAUCGUACAAAGACAACGUGCAGCAGCAGUUUGACCGGGAGAAGGAGCGCAACCAGCGGCUGAUGAAUCGGGCCGGCCAGCUCGAGAAGCAGAUUAAGGUGCUGAUCGACGACAGUGUGGCACUGCUGAAGGCACGCAUGAAUGAGCUGGGCAUUAGCACGACCAGCCAGAACGAUUUGCUGUGCAAGGCGAAAGAGAUCGUCGGCCGGCAUAAGGAGCUGCAGGUGAUGGCAGCCAAGCUGCAGAACCAGGUGAACGUGAUCGAGCAGGAGCAGAAGCGGCUGGUGAUGCAGCAUCUUACGAAGCUGACGGUCGAGCAACAGCAGCAGCAUCAGCAACAGCAACAGCACCAGCAGCUACACCCGCACCAGCCCUACAUUAAGCAGGAGGAUGCUGAGCUUACCUCUUCCAGCUCGAACGAGCUCGUCCUGAAAGCGAUUGCCAGCACGCUAUCCCAGCGCAAGAAGCUGUACGCACAAGUCUCCAAUCUGGAAACGGAGCUGAAUCUGAUAGAAAAGCUUACGGAGGAGCGCAAAUCGAUGGUGGUGGGCUUAUCGGCAGCAGCGCCAAACAGCAAUCAUAACAGUGCGUCGUCUACAGCGGCGGCUGCUGCUGCUGCUGCUGCCACGUCGACGAUCAUUUCGGUUGCCCGAGCAACGGAAGUGCGUGAUCGGGAGCUGUAUGGGCACGCCGGUCAGUUGCACCCGGCUACGAUUGGCGGUGGGCGAGAACGGGAACACAUCCAUCCGGACGGCACUACCACCAGCAAACACACGUCCGACCCUGUCCGCACGCUACCGGCAGGAGCUGCGGCCGGACCGGUAGGAGUCGCCGGAAGUGCUGCGCCCUUGCCUCCUCCACCAAUGGCAGGCGUUGGGUCGGCAUCGGUCACUGUACCGUCCACGCCGACGAAGCAAGGAUCCGGUGGUGGGUCUUCGCGGUCGGCACAGCGAAAGUCUCGCGAAAAUCGAACCCGCUCGCAGGAGUGGCCCGAAAUACCGGACAUUGGCAAGAUUGAGGAGAACAAUCCGGAGAUCCUCGCCCAGAAGAUACUCGAAACGGGCAGGCAGAUCGAGGCGGGCAAGCUUCUCGCUGCCGGCAAACACGCUUCCAAAGAACGUGGCAGCGAGGGCAAACUCGCCCCCGUGGUCACCGCAGGCCACGGAUCGAGUGCAGCUGCCGGUACUGCGGCACCGCAGCACAUUGCACACCCACCUACAGUGGGCGCACCAGCUCCACAACAGCAGCCGUACCCUCAUCAUCAUCAACAGCCGCACUCGCAACCGUCGCAACCACCUGUCCAUCCUCAUCUACACCAUCCGGAUACAGCGUUGAUGCCUGCGCCGGCCUCUACCAUCAACAAGGCUCACCAUCAUCAUCGUAGCAACAGUGGGGGGCCCAGUGGGGCCGUGCCACCAUCUGUACCUACGGGCGGUGGGUCGCUUCCGAAGUGUUACGUACCUGGCACUGCGUCAAACGAGCAUCAUAGCGGUGGUGGACGGAACGCCGCCGAAGGUGCUAGCGGUACAGGACGUGGUGGGAGUAGUGGCGGUGGUGGUGGCAGUGGAAAGUUGCAAGAUUCGCAUAAGGUGGUCAACUUCGAGGAUCGGCUGAAGAGUAUCAUCACCUCCGUACUGCAAGGAUCCCCAAAAACGGGAAACACAGCAAGCUCGGCACCGGCGCCAGUGUCUUUAACGGUAACUGGACCUCCACCGGCUGGCCCAUCGCCUGGUGCUGGCCACCGUGAUGCUCAUCAUCGCAGUGGAAGCGGCGGCCAUCAACCGCUAACGAUGGAGCCCGCUGGAUCACCGUUGAAAGCGACAUCUGCAUCGGGGGCUGGCUAUGGAUCGGCUGCCGGUCCCGGAAAGACGACGGUCUAUCUACAAUCCUCUCCCGGGGCAGGGUCGCAUCAUCCACACCAGAUGGUGGUCGCCCAAGAUAUGUCCGCUCGCUCGUCGUCCGGUGGACGAGGGCCCAGCCCUUCGGCGCACAAUCCGGCGCAUCAGCAGCAGAUACAUCCACAUCAGCAGCAACAGCACCAGCAUUACCAGAUGCAACAGCAACAGCAGCAUCAACAUCAGCAGCAGCAGCAGCAGGGAAUGCUGAACGUAAUCACCAGCGGCGCACACCAUCUGAAUGCCAGUACCUCGAUUUCGACCUCGCCCGUGCCAACGUCUCCGUACAAAAUGCAUCCCACCGGGCCGCAAGCGAGUAGUAUCGCUGGCAGCGCCUCGACAAAGAUCUCACCGAGUUCGAAGUAUCCCUAUCAGAAGGGCGGACCCGUGGCCGGUAUGAGUCACCAUUCGCCGGGCUCGUCCGCAUUGAGCACGCACCAGCAAAUCAUUCAGCAGCAGGAGCGCGAGCGGGCCAUGCUGUACGCUGCCGCCGCCCACGGCGGUGGCUUGCCGAUCGACCAUCCGCAUCAUCCCUUGCAUCAGCAUCAUCAUCGCGGCAUGCCGCCGUCCUUGGUGGAUGGGAAAAUGCUCGAGUUUAAGGCGCCAGAAAAUUUCCGCUACGAUCCGCGUGCAAGCGGGCCCAGUGGUGCGGCCGGCAAUGGGCCACCAAUGCUCGACACGUCUGCGGUGUCGCUGCAGAGCCAUUCGCGCAGCUCGUCAACCAACUCGCUCGACAGCAUCCCGGCGGCCGACUACGGACCGGCAUCCGCUGGAGCGUCUGCGGUGGGUAGUGGUGGGGCACGGUACGGUGGGCAACAGCAACAGCCGAUCCCGCUGGUGACACAUUCGCCCGGCGUUGGAUCGCAAGGAUCCGGGCCGCAGCACGGUGGAAACAAUUCGCGCCCCGGCUCGACGUCCUCCCAGCCCGACUACACGCAAGUGUCGCCGGCAAAGAUGGCGCUUCGUCGACAUCUGUCCCAGGAGAAGCUUACCCACCCAUCGGCGGGAGGACCGGCCGCUGGUGGUCCGGUGAGCGGAGGACCUGGCGCUGGUGGUAGUGGUGGCGGACUGGGCACGGUUAAAACGAUUGGCGAUCUGGUGAACGGUGAAAUUGAACGUACGCUUGAGAUAUCCAACCAGUCAAUCAUAAACGCGGCGAUCAACAUGUCCUCCCAUCAGCAACAGCAGCAGCAAUCGUCUGCCGCGUCCGGUAAUUCGUCGGCACCUCCGGCAUCGGGUAACAACACGGUAAUCAACACGCACGUGCAGCGUCCCGAGCGUGUAAGCAUUCGGCUGCUGGAGGAAGCAGGACACGCAGCAGCGGGCGGGCCACCACCGCCGGGAAGCAGCGGCGGAACGUACAGCCCCAUUUCUAGACCGGGCAGUGUCGGAGAUUCUGGCAGCAAGUCACCCGUCCACCAUCUGCACGGUCAAAGCAAUCUGGCCUCGCUGGUGCAGGUAUCGGCAUACAAUAGUAAAAAUCAAAAGGGAGCUGGCACAACAGCUGUGCCGAGUACAAUCGUAUCGCCGCGUGGUGGUGGUUCCUCACAGCAGCAGCAGCAUCACCAGCAGUACUCGACGGCACCAGGUAGUGGUGCUGCCGGUGGUCCCGGUGCGGUUUAUCAGCAGUCUACGUCCCGUGGGCACGAUCGCCAUCAUUCCGGUGAACCAAUGCCUUACAUGGCGUUGCCGCGAGCGGAUAUGAAACCGUACCUGGAAUCGUAUUUCACCGACGAGCAUAAUAAGCGACAGCAACAGUUGCAUCAACAGCAGCAGCAGCACCAACAGCACCCGCAGCACCAGCAACAACAUCUGCAACAUCCAGUGCAAUCACCUUCGCCAUCAGCAAUGUCAGCCUCGGCUAUGGGUUUGCAUCAUCAUCAGCAGCAGCAAAUGCAUCAUCAGCAUGCACCGCUAGCGAUGCAUCGUGCAAGCCAUCCGGUGGACCUUCAUCGCGGUUCGGUGGUAAUGAACGAGCCGGGAAUGCUUUCCCGCUCUCGUGGCGAAAUGAUCCCAAUGGAUGACAACAGAAUGGACCGCUUAAACGGUGGCCCACCUUUGGAAGGACUUGCCGCAUCGUUGCAAGCACGCGUAAUCGCAACACUCAAGAUCAAGGAAGAGGACGAAGAGCGUCAUAGGCGCGAUCUGAGCAUCCAUCAUAGUACUUCCGGAACGAUAAACAGUAGCAGUAACAGCAUUAACAGUACCAAUAGCAAUAUCCACGGUGGAAGCCUUCAGAUAGUACAAACUGCACACAUUAAGUCUGAAAAAUACACCUCAUCAUCAUCCUCAUCUUCUACAUCGUCAUCGUCCUCGACGUCAUCCCAUCAUCACCAUGCCCUGAAACGUACCUCACCGAUCGUGGAACAUCCGGCCGGCACGCGGCCACCGAAGAUGCUCUAUACGACGUCCGCCUCGGCCGGUGGAAUGGAUUGUGGACCGGAUGCGGAUAUGCUGCACGUGCCGCGCGGUGCCGUACCCGGCAGCAGCGUGGUCGGCCACAGCGCUGUCCGUGGCGGAUUGCUCGUUGCACCGCCGCUGGUAAUGAGCCCGGAAAUAAACUCGCUGUCGUCGGUGGUAGACGAUGGACGGCAUCACCAUCAGCUGCACGUGCGGCACAAUCACCAUUCGCGCAACGACGUAGACGAUGAUGUGGUGAUCGGUGACGAUGAAUCGAGCUGGCACGAUCGCGUUAGCUCCGGGUUCGAUCGGCUGGUAGCGUUCGCCUCGACCGAGCUGGACAAGACGCGCCGCUCGAACGAGGACGCACCGGCGUCGUCCGCCAGCUGUACCACCUCACCGGACAGUGGCAUCAAUCAGAGCGACCACAGCCGCACGUUCCUGUCGUCGUCGUCGUCAUCGUCGCAGCUGGAUGUGCCACCGGGCAGUGCCAGCGUGGGCAGCAGCAGCAGCAGCAGCAUCAGUAGCAGCAGCAGCAGCAACAGCAGCACCAGCAGCAUCGGUAGCGUCACCGGUGGCCACGGUGGUGGAAGCGGCGGUUCGCACGGCGUCGGAGGCCACGCAGGCGUUCCCGGCGGGCUGAUGAUGAAGCACAUGGUACCGAUCAUAAAAUCGUCCCCGGCCGAACCAGUGGACAGUCCGCCGCUUUCGGACGUCGGGCUACCGCGCACGCCGAGUCCUACGUCGAGCCCACCGCUGCUGUUCGGGCAUCCCACCGCAAGCAGUACCGCGAUCGCUGGUGGUGCUACCACUUCGGCAGUGUCAACGGUUAUGCAGCCGUCCCUGUUGCAUCCACCGGUCGUCGGUGGACACGCACCGGUGGCCGGUAGUGGUAAUAAUAACGGUGUGGUGACGCCUGCAGCUGGCAGUGCAGCGCCCGUUAACAAUUCCAACAGUGGCAACAGCAGCAGUAGCAGCAGCAGUUUGGGCAUUCCACUCAAGUACCAGCGCCAGUCAAAGUCGUCCUCGUCGUCGUCGGAGAAGCAUUACAAGAAGAAGUUCCGCGAACGCAACUGGGAGGAGUACGAGGAGAGUCUGAGCGGUGGACGUAACAGUGCGAUAAGCGGCAGUGGCGAUGUACCGAUGGACCAGCAGGACUAUCAUCAUACGGUCGCGUCCCUGAACGCUCCGCACAGCGGCAGUAUGGACGUUGGCAAUGCGUCUGCUCCAUCAUCCACGAGCAUGUCCGCUGAGCCAAUCGGACCUGCUGUUGGGGACAAGCGUAAUGAUGAUCACGCUGCUCAGCAUCAUCACCAGCAACAACAACAGCAACAACAACAGCAGCAGCAACAACAACAACACCACCACAAACAUAAGUCGGCCAAAUUUCGACCAAAGGGCAAGGACUGGAACUGGGACGACGAGCACUUGAAUGCGUCGUCCGGCUCGGCGACAUCGACGCGUGGGGCCGGCCGAUCGGGAACCAACACAGCCACGACCUGAUUGAUCGUGCUCGAAAAUUGGCAACGGUUUGCGUAGGUUCCAUCAUCUACCACCACCCCACAUCAACCAUCUCCCGGGACGAACGCGCUCACAAUGCUUAACUGCAUGCGUGCGUGCGCAUCGAUAUUAGCGUUUAUUUGGCGUUAGCAAAACUACACAACUGUGCAUCAAUUUUUCGUUAUUAUCGUGCCCAUUUUUACCUUGCAAAGCUGCUUCACAUGCAACAAUAAGCGUACGAGGAUCGAGUUAGGGCCAAGCGACUGAAAGGGUCUAUUUUUGACGGUUUUUUUUAAUUAUUCGUAAAUAGUUGUGUUCAAAUUUAAGUUCCUAGUAAAGACAAACAGGGGUUCAUUUAACAUUUUCCUUUUUUCUAUUGAUGAAAUGGGAGAGUUGCUCAACAAAAUAAUUUUAACCAUUUAGACCAAUUUCGUCCAGCAACGUUCAACUUUUUGUUUAGCGCAAAACAUUUCCGCGAUUUAGUAUAAUAUAGUUCAAUCGUGAACGAGAUUGUGUAGAAUCUCGUUUGUUUUUGUCUCCAGAAUUACCAUCCUCCUCACGGCCAUGGAUUCUGUACUUUCGUGUAACGGUGCGUUUAUGUAACUGCCAUUUAUUAGUGAUUCAUCGCCAUGUAUCCAGUUCGGGCGUGUGCGUGCGUGUGUGUGUGUUCACUAAACAACCUGAUAUACAGCCCGGUUGCUUUGAUGACGUUUUUAGAACAAUGUUUGGUGAUUUUGAUUUAAUGCUCGUCCUCGUGUAUAGAAAGACGAUUAGUACCUAGUGUGUUGUUAGCACGCGUGAUGCAGUUUGAAACGAUCUAUUUCGUUAGAACAAAAAAGAAAGUUGUGGAAAUUCAUCAUCCACAGAAAGAGAGAGUGAUAGAGUAAUGAUUUAUGUAUGCGUACGUGUGCGUCUUCUGUUUGGCGAAGAUGAAAGACUGAACUUUUUUCACAUUUGAACUGCCCAACCUACCUACUACUACUAAUUAUCGUUUAGACUUAAAAGGAAGUCGCCCUCCUCACGGUGAGGUGGCCACUCCGUUCGCCUAACUUUCGGUCCGAUUAGUUUCAUUAUUACGCUGGUAAUGGCUGUGGUUUUGUUGUUUUUUGUUUUCUUUUAUUUUUAGUACACGAUUUGAAGUAGUUUUGCGCCACCGUAUGAUUGUUCUGUCGAGGUGUGUACGCGCCGAAUGUAAAACCUAACGACUAACGAAUUAAUUAAUGGGGGAAAAACAUUUUUCGAUGCAUUUUUCUUCUCCCCCUUACCCCGGAAGCAAUUUAUACACACACACACACACGCGCACAGUUUUACUUUCAAACCAGGGCAACAAAUAGGCUUAUCCUGUACUCCUGUUGGGCUUACACUGGGAUUAAAACUUCACUAAUAAUCUACCUUCCACAAACUUCACCAAGCAAAAGAAAACAAGAAGCAAAUAUUAAACCUCAUGCGUGUUAGGAUGAAGAGAGAGAGAAAGAGAGAAAGAGAGAGAGAGAGAGAGACAGAGAGAAAGAGAGGAAGCGAUUAGCUGUAGUAUGGGUAGUAGUUUUAAAGACAGUUAGUACACUAGUUGGGCGCAGCGUGUGUACAUACAGCAGCACGGCAAAAGGAACGGUCCGCUUCAUAUGAGCUCCGGGCAAGGCGUAGUGAAAUAGGGCGUGGGAAGAAAAUGGAAGUAGAAAGUAACAAUGGAGGAGAGUUGAAACAUAUGCAAUGGACACAGAAAAAGAAGAAGUUAUAUAUUUCUAUUAUACUGAAUAUUAAAAACAACAUACCGAUGAAUGCGAUAAA
Molecule: messenger RNA, 12050 nt
Organism: Anopheles coluzzii
Lineage: Eukaryota; Metazoa; Arthropoda; Insecta; Diptera; Culicidae
Gene: gpp
Product: histone-lysine N-methyltransferase, H3 lysine-79 specific
Exons: 9
Coding region: 2706-10265 (2519 amino acids)
Biological process (GO): regulation of transcription regulatory region DNA binding; DNA damage checkpoint signaling; DNA repair
Cellular component (GO): nucleus
Molecular function (GO): histone H3K79 methyltransferase activity
Source: RefSeq, a predicted model, not a curated record